Molecule: messenger RNA, 738 nt
Organism: Colletotrichum aenigma
Lineage: Eukaryota; Fungi; Ascomycota; Sordariomycetes; Glomerellales; Glomerellaceae
Exons: 3
Coding region: 1-738 (245 amino acids)
Biological process (GO): double-strand break repair via homologous recombination
Cellular component (GO): cytoplasm; chromosome
Molecular function (GO): four-way junction helicase activity; nucleic acid binding; ATP binding
Source: RefSeq, a predicted model, not a curated record
AUGCUCAUCAGCAUGCUGGACCACCAGCUGAAGGGCGGAGACUACAGCAGUGCUCUUCUCAGCGCUCUCGCGGUGAUAGGUAUUGCUGAGAAUAGCAGCUGGGUUCAGAUCACAGACUACACGAUAAAGUACUCAGCCGUGGUUAAGGUAGCAUGCAUGCUGGUGAUCCAUCAGGGCUGGAAGAACAACCAGGCGGCAUCCAUCAUCUUCGUCACGCCUGAGUUAGCUGUCACAAAGGGGUUCAGGGACUUCAUCGCACAGCUGGAAGGGAGGCAGGCGCUGGACUGCGUCGUCGUGGACGAAUGCCACGUCGUGCUUGAGGGGUCACAGAGCUUCCAGCUGCAGCUCAGAGAGCUUGGAGAGGUGAUUCGCAAGUUCGGCGUACAGACGAUAUGCUUAACGGCAACGCUUACGCCGACGGACGAGGCAGCUUUCUUCUAUGUGAUGCGACUAGAGGCAAGCUGUUGGGUGAGCAAGCUUCUGGCUGGCGGCAGGCGAGGCAAGGCUGUUAUGUACGCCAUAUCGAUCGAGCGGGUGGAGCGUUUGGGGUUGGCGCUAGGGUGCGCUAUAUUCUUCAGCGAUGUCGACUCAACAGAAGGCAAGGCGGCUCAGCUUAAGGCGUGGCGUCAAAGCAACAGGGCUGAGGGCGUCAUGGUUGCAACGAACGCACUAGGACUAAGCAUCAACAUCCUGGACGUGCAGCUUAUGAUCUACGCCGAUAUGCUAAUAGGACUCUAA